Messenger RNA from Camponotus floridanus (Florida carpenter ant), 4635 nucleotides. RefSeq names its product chaoptin (gene chp). The record is from RefSeq and is a predicted model, not a curated record. Gene Ontology annotation, cellular component: extracellular matrix. The transcript has 16 exons. Gene Ontology annotation, molecular function: protein binding. The coding region runs from base 256 to 4119 and encodes 1287 amino acids. Lineage: Eukaryota; Metazoa; Arthropoda; Insecta; Hymenoptera; Formicidae.
AUAAUUAUUGACCGCGAUGAGACGACUUAAAUGGCUUUGCGCGCACAACUUUAUUCGAUCGUCGUCUAAUGGAAUAUAUCAGAUUUAUAAUCUGGUAAAGAGAAGCACCGGAACUGUCAGCGAAGCCCUGUCGCGCAAGAGACAGCGAACAAUGCCAGACUGUGCGGUCAGUUAGCUUUUCAUUAUUCGAUGUCACUUUAACAGAAGAGUACAACACAAGAAUAGGCAUCUCAGCAGAGACACUCCAAAAAAGACAUGAAGCUCUUUGCUUUGGUGAAGGUCGCCUACGUUAUGCUGAUAGUCGUCCUGCUACUGAUGAUGUGGGCAUCCGUUGUACGGAUGCACGAGUUACCGAUCCAAUAUCCGCCGUGCUUUUUCAAUCCACUCUGCACCUGUUCAAAAGCCAUACCGGAUCUUGGCAUAGUGGCAUGCUAUAACGUGCCGAUGCCACGAAUACCACAGCCAAUUAAUUCCUCCAAAAUGUUUAUGCUACAACUGGAGAAUAAUGGAUUGAGAUUUCUGCAACCGCAGCACCUCAUGAAUACCGGUCUUUAUAAACUACAGAUUAAACAUAAUCCUUUGGCGGAUAUUCCAGACGAAGCCUUUUUAGGUCUUGAAAGAUCAUUAUGGGAACUCGAUUUAUCCUACAAUCAACUAGCAAGUGUACCGAGCAAAUCGUUCAGACAUUUGCAAAAACUCCGACUUCUUGAACUUACAGGUAACAAGAUAUCUCGCAUCACGGCGGAAAAUUGGAGGGGUCUGGAGAAUUCGCUGCAAACUCUACGUCUAGGUCGAAACGCAAUCGAGAAGUUACCAGCUGAUGCCUUCGCCGGUCUCAUAUACUUGGAGACCCUUGAUCUUCGAGAGAACAGCUUGAGGGAGAUCGAUCCAUCGGUAUUUAGAGACGGAAUGGCUCAUCUGACACAUCUCUAUUUGAAUGACAAUCAGUUUACGUACGUGCCGUACUCCCAACUAUCUCAACUGAAGCGUAUGAAAGUCCUCGAUCUCAGCUACAAUAGGAUAUCGAAGAUGCUUCAGAUGCAACAAGAACCGGAGAUCAGGGGCAUACAGAUGUCCCUGGACGUAUUACGGCUGGACUACAAUCAGAUCGAGAUUCUUACGUCCGGUGACUUUCAGCACUUUUCUAAAGUCAAUCGCACAUACCUCAGCGGCAAUCCUUUGAUGAUAAUUGAGGAGGGCACAUUCCGAGAUUCACGCAUUCGCGAGCUAUAUUUUAGCGACUGCGAUUUAUUAGAGAUCAACUCAGCCAAUCUUGCCGGUUUGGAGUUGACACUCGAGUUAUUGGAUGUCUCGGGAAACAACAUAACUACGCUUUCCAACCGAUUGUUCCAAGAGUUCGACAUCCUGCAUACGCUCAUUUUCCGUGAGAAUCGUAUCGGCACAUUUUCACCAACCGAGGUUUUCAACGGUUUUCAAUAUUCCUUGUACAACUUGGACCUCAGCGGAAAGCAGAACGGCAUCAUCUCUCUUCAAGAUCUACGACAGAUGAGAAAUCUGCGUUUUCUCUCAAUCUCUCGGAUGCCGCAGGCAUCCUUAUCAGCGAAUGAUUUUCUGGAGUUCGGUAUGGACAUCAAAGAAUUGCAAAUAAUCCACAGUAAUCUCAACACCAUCAAAGGCCAUGCUUUUAUGCAUGUUCGUGGAAUUAAAUACCUUGACUUUUCUGAAAAUUCAAUAUCAACGAUAGACGACGAAGCUUUUUCAGAGGUAGGCCAUUCCUUGUUGACGUUAAGAAUGUCCCAUAGUCUGUCUUCAUCGAUUUCCGAGAUACCUAAUCGGCCGUUGAAAUCGUUGACGAAUCUACAACAUCUCGACUUUAGCAACAACAAGAUCCAUUCCUUACCAGCCACAUCGUUUCACUUUCUGAAGAGGAUCAAGCGCAUUGAAUUGCAAGAUAACGAAAUCGAUAAUAUACCUAAGGGUACUUUUCAGGGUGAUAUCCACUCGACACUGGAAGAGAUUAACUUUGCGUUCAAUCAAGUGAAAAGUCUACAAACCCAUACAUUCGUCGAUCUGUCGGCCUUAAUGACGAUCAAUCUAGAAGAUAACGCCAUCGAUAGAAUCGAGAGACGGGCUUUCAUGAAUAUGAAUCGACUUAAAUACAUCAACUUGCGUGGUAACAAGAUUAGGGACAUGAUCGACGAAGCCUUCCAGAAUCUACCGGAUCUUGAAUUUCUCGAUCUCGCAUAUAACAAUCUCUACAAAUUCGAUUUUGCCUCCUUCGAUCAAGUGGGUACGUUAUCGUCGUUCAAAGUUAACAUUAGUCACAACGAGAUUCCGAGAUUGUGGAUGAACAGCACUACUUUUACAACUACCCCUGCCAUUGGAGGUACUGUACAAUCGAACAUUAAAGUUCUGGAUUUAAGUUAUAAUAAUAUUUCCGAUAUCAUGAAGUAUUAUUUUAAGCCGGUCGAGUAUUCGCUCACUCAUCUGUAUCUAUCGAACAAUGAACUGAAGAAUAUUACUCAGGGUGUCUUCGGCAACAUGCCGCAUUUGCAGUGGCUUGAUUUAAGACACAACGAACUGAAGGAAAUGGACUUCGAUUGCUUCAAGAAUACGAGAGACUUACAAGUAUUGCUUCUUUCGUGGAACGAAAUUAUGGAUAUCCCGGCGGAGGCUCUAAGACCGCUGAAAAAACUCCGCCUCGUGGACUUGUCUCAUAACAAGCUGAGAACGCUAUCGGAUAACAUGUUCAUCGAUUCUAACAUAGAAAGUCUCGAUCUUUCGCACAAUCAAUUCACGAGACUGCCUAUCAAAAGUAUGUCAUUGACUUCCGCCGCAAGCUUAGCAAACUUGGAUAUGUCUUGGAACAUUUUAUCAGGGAUUCAUAGCACCGAUACAAUAUUCAGACUCAAAAAUCUUGUAUGGUUGGAUCUGUCGUACAAUCGACUUGUUAGAUUAGAUGAUGGCGUAUUUUCUGAUCUACCUCAUCUGGCUCAUCUCGAUUUAAGCCACAACAAGCAACUUAUUUUGGAAAGUCGCGGAAGAACAUUCUACGGUUUGGAAAAUACGCUUUUAUACCUUAGUCUAAGUAACAUCUCCCUUUUGAGUGUUCCAGAGUUACCUCUACGACGACUGCAAACUUUAUAUUUGGCACAUAAUGAACUAGCAUCAAUACCAGCGGAAAUGUCGUCAAAUCUGACAUCUCUCCACUAUUUAGAUUUAAGUGUCAAUGAUUUGACAGUGGUGCCAUUAAUCACUCAUUCAUUGCCAGAAUUAAAAACCUUCAAUUUAGCAGAUAAUCCUAUUACUGCCAUCACAAAUACGAGUUUCCUAGGCGUGGCCGACAGUCUUGAAGAGCUAGAUAUACGAAGGCUCACUCUGUCAAUCUUUGAGGCAGGUGCACUCUGCAAAGCUAGCAAGCUCCGUAAAUUGCACAUCACUGCAUAUAACGGUGUGAAAAACUUUAACUUUCCCGAUAUUCUACAGUACAAUGAUGGUCUAAAGCAUUUACUUAUUGAUGUUCAGAAUGACACUGAUCUAGAAAAGGAAAUGAGAGGGAAAUUACCUUAUAAAUUGUAUAAUAUUACACUGACUGGUAGAGCUUUAAAGAAUAUACAUUCAGAAAUAUUGCGUGGCAUGCGAAAUCCUCGUCUUCAUUUUGGCUUGUACAACACCAGCGUGGCGAUCGUACCACGGGAAAUGUUCAACAACGCGGAACGAGUGCGCAACAUAACUGUGGAAAUUCGCGAAAGUGACACUCGAACGUUACACAAUCCAUCGUCCGCUUAUAAGCCAGGAGUGCCGGGGGAGCGAUUCACUAUGAAGCUCCGAUUAGCAGGCAGCUAUCUCAAUUGUGAUUGCGAUAUCGGAUGGAUCGAGAUAUGGCAGAGGAAACACAGACAAUAUCAAGAAGAUCGAUGUACUUCUUAUGACGAAUUCAAGAAUUUCGAGCACGAAGAAGGGGACGAAUUCAAUUGUUGGGACAACGGCUGGGACGACGAUCUCCGUGAGACGUUCUGUUUGAACAAGAACAAUGUAUCGUUGUCGAACACAUUGAAAAUAGAAUUGGAAUGUGGAUGGAGUGCAGCGAGUUACACUCUUGUACUAGACAUUUUUGUUUUUCUGUUCUUUUCGAUCGUUUUGGCUGUCGUUUAUUAGGUAUCUCAUUCAUGUUGCUUUUUACUGGAUAUUUUCUCGAAUUGAAAUUUGCGAAAGGAAUGUUAUGGUUAUUGUAAAAGAUCGAGUCGCGCUAUGCAAGCUCGUAUAUAGUACUUGUACGAAGCAAAACUAAUUUGAAACUGAAGAACUUUUGUAAGGAUAGCACAUCAUGGUUUUAUUCACGUUUCAUUAAAAUCACAAUUUAAUCGUGCAUCACGAAUUUAGAUACGAUACUGACUGCCAUUUGUACAAUCGGUAAAACGAUGAAGCCGAGUAUAAAUAUAAGGCAAAUGUACACGCUGAGCAAUUGCAUAGCGAGUAUCGCGAACUUCACUAUUACUUGCUGAAUAUUCUUAGUUCUGUGUAUGUCGAUUACUUUGUCCAACACAAAUCUUAAUAUGAAGGAAAACAUCUGAAAUUUAUAUUUCAGGAUUUCAAUCCUUAGUUAAGCUAGGAUAUAUAGAAUCUUCAGUUAAGCUAGAAUAUAUAGAAAUACUUGUAUAAUUACCUGAAUAA